Rotaria sordida is the source of this 291-nucleotide messenger RNA. Lineage: Eukaryota; Metazoa; Rotifera; Eurotatoria; Philodinida; Philodinidae. The record is from the annotation of a GenBank genome assembly.
AUGGAAAUAUAUAAAUCACAAGAAAAUGCCUUAGUAAAAAAACAUCAUGUACAAAAUAAUUUAGAGAAAAAAUUAUGUAUAACAACAACUGAUCUUUCUCAAUUACUUAAUCAUGUUCUUAAACUUGAUCGUCUUAAACGAAUCAUUGAUAUGAUGGCAACAAUUAAAAAUUAUAUACAUUUACAUCCAAUAAAUACAUUCAAUGCACUCAAAGUAUUGAAACUUGAAUUCGAUUUUAAUAAUUAUGAUAUGAAAUUUUUACGUGAUUUAAAACUAUUAAGUGAUACAUGA